Molecule: messenger RNA, 3279 nt
Organism: Nakaseomyces glabratus
Lineage: Eukaryota; Fungi; Ascomycota; Saccharomycetes; Saccharomycetales; Saccharomycetaceae
Gene: MGA2
Product: Mga2p
Molecular function (GO): protein binding
Source: RefSeq, a predicted model, not a curated record
AUGAACUUUAUGAAGGACACGCUGGAUCUGGACGUGCUGAACUAUCUGGACAGGGAUGAGGUGCCCGCGGACAUGAUGGAUAUGGGCAUGAUGGAUAUGAAUAUGGACGACCCUGUGCUGUUUAACCAGAACACAGACACCAAUGUACAGAUGUCAGAUGACUACCUGGCGGAGUUUCUACAGGAAACAGCUGAUACAAACGCGAAUACAAACAUGAAUACGAAUACAAACAUGAAUACGAAUACAAACAUGAAUACGAAUACAAACAUGAAUGCAAAUACAAAUACAAAUGCAAACACAAACACAAAUACAAAUACAAAUACAAAUGCAAACACAAACACAAACACAACUGCCAAGAAGGUGAAUUACGGGAGACUGGCUCCUAUUGACACGCAAUAUGUGAACCCGGCUGAUUUUGUGGAUAUCAGGAGCGAUUCGCUGCCUCAUAUGCUGUCGGUUUCCGGGCUGCCACAGGUGUCGCGUGUGGAGAACCAGCUGAAGUUGGACUUUGAGCUGUCGCCACAGGCAAACUUGUCCGACAUAUACCUGUCCUCGGACUGUAUAGCCAGGCAGAAGUUCUACCUGGAGAAAAACAUAGAAGAGUACCCACAGGAGUUUAGGAACUCCCUGAUAUACCUGGACGCUUUCCUGAUAUGCGCCACAAACAGGAAGUCCAUCGACGUGUGUACAAAAUGUGUCAGGAGAGAACAGCGGAGAGCCGCACGUAGGAAAUCCGGUAUCAGUGAUAACAUGCUGUGGUGCAAUAACCCAAACAGAAGAGCAGUGAUAUUCAACAACAAACAAAUCGUAAAAACCUCAGUAAAUCCUCAAACAGGCAAUCAAGUAUUCUCCCUAACUACAAGAAUUGUAUGCUACUGCAGACACCAUAAGUCUUUGGAAGGCUUCAAGAUCUUGUUUGUGCUAAAGAACAGCAAUAAUGACAUCUUGGCCAAAAGUAUAACAAGUGCAAUAAUGAUAACGGAUAGAAAAUUGUUCUUCAAUAACACAAACGGAGGCAUGGGAGAAGUAGGUAUGUCUCUUUCAAACGAUGGUAUGAACACAUCAAGACAACAGAUGGGCACAGACAAUGAGGACACAGAUACUUCAAACCAUAAUAUAAUAUACUCAGAGACUGCUGUAGAGUCUUCUGGAGCUACGUCAGCUACUGAGUUCCAAGCGAUGAGAAAGGAUUCUGUGGUUCAGCCUACGCCUAUGCAAAACGUAUCUACUAAUGGUUUAUUGCCACCAAAUGCUCAGAAGUUCCCUGAAAAUAUGUCGAUGAAUAUACCUAUGGAUAACUCAUUUAACCUGUCAAAGAAGAAGGGUCACAUUCCUUCUCCAACUUCGAUGAGUGAAGACGGAUCCGAAUCCCAAGGUCUGAUGAUGUCAGCUUUUGGAACAACAAGCAGUAGAGUGCCUAUGGUAAAUAACGAGAGGAAGCGUUCCAGAAUACAUUUAGAUAACACAAAUAUGACACCAAGCCAAAAUAUCUCUAGAUCCAUGUCUAGAACGUCGAUGUCAAGUAAUUAUCAAUCUGCAGCAUCUCCAAGUCAAUUUUCAACAAAUCAAAUCAUCAGCUCUAUGUCUGAUAUCAAUAUCAAGAACUCACCUAAUAGCUCAACGAUGCUAAGUGAAGUGCCAAUAAUUCAUAAGGUCAUUCCAUCACAAGGUCCUAUAAAUGGUGGUAUUGAAGUUACUUUACUUGGUGUUAGAUUCAAGGAAGGACUAAUAGUGAAAUUCGGCGAUAACCUGGCCCUAUCAACUGAAUGCUGGAGCGAUUCUACCAUUAUCACUUAUCUACCACCAGCAUUAAAUGCUGGACAAGUGUACGUUACGGUUACUGACCCUAACGGCACAGCAGAGCAACAGAUGAUAUCGAACCAACUUAAAAAGGCAAUUUUCACUUAUGUGGAUAAUACAGAUAGGCAGCUAAUUGAAUUAGCACUUCAAAUUGUGGGUCUAAAGAUGAAUGGUCGUCUUGAAGAUGCUCGUUUCAUUGCCAAGCGUAUUGUCGGCAGUGACGGGUCAUCACCAGGACUUCAAGGUUCCAAUAACAACUCGCCAAAUAACAUCAACUCGAAUGGACAAUACUCAAUGGAUAACCAAGUCAAAUACUCGGAUGAAAUAUUAAUUACAAAAGUUGUCAAAAACCUAAAUACGACGUCCAAUUUGUCUAUGUGUGAUAACCUCGGAAGGACAUUGCUGCAUCUGGCCUCUUUGAAGGGAUACUUUAAACUUGUUUCUACUUUGAUUAAAAAAGGCGCCAGAAUUGAUGAUAAAGAUUCAUUUGAUUUCACUCCACUACACUUUGCUUGUGUCAGCGGUGAUGUCAAGAUUAUUAGAAUACUGCUAGAUUGUGGUGCCGAUAAGAACAGAAAGACUAAGCACGGACUACUACCAUUAGAAUUAUUCGAGAUAAACCAUGGUUAUGGGGAGAAAGAACAUUCUGAUCACAUGACAGAGGUUGUUAAGAUGUUCACCGAGGAUGAAAGUGCAGAAAGUGGUAUGGGUAGAAAGUUAUCAACAUCAAGCUUCAACUCAAGUAUUUUUGAUUCAGAAUCAUUGCAAUCCGAGAAUGCAAACAGCCAUGAUAAUGAAAUUGAUAAUGAAUACCCAGUUUACUCUGAUGGUUCUGAUUACGAGGAUAGCGAUUAUGAAGAAGAAGAAGACGAAGAUAGCGAUCUGCUCCCUAUUGAGCAAGCACAUGUUACUAAUGAGCAAUGCGAUGAACAUGAGCCAGGUAAUGAAACUCAUAAAACGGAAGAAUCUGCCAUCGAUAAUACAAAUAAUGAAUCCCUAUGGAAUAGAGUCUUGCACAGAAUUAAUGAUGACCUACCGAAAUAUGAAGACUUAUUCCCUCGUGCAACAGAUGAAGGCGAAACUAGUCUCACUAAGACUGAGCAAUCGAGAUCCGGUGCUGCAGUUCUACAAAGAGAUAUAUCUCACACUGAAGAUUCUCAGGGAUCAUCAGAGGAUGAAGAAGAGGCUCUUCAACGUGGUUUUAACAAGUUCUUCCAAAAUAGACAAAAUUUCCAGAAUGAUAAAAUGCUUUUGUUUUUCUGGAUACCGUUGACUCUCGUACUUAUGACAUGGUUCAUAUUCUUCAACUUUGGCUGGCGUGAUAACACCAUACAGUAUUUCAGUAACUUGUUAACGCACUAUGUUAGAAUCGGAUUGGCAAAGAUUCUGCUAGGUAAUGAAAGAAUGAAAACGGCAUUCAGGGAGCAAUUUUCAAACUUCCAAUCAACUGGUAUACUAAAUGAUUUGAUAGUUGGAUAA